AACAGCCACUCUUUACUUGCGUUUGGAGCCGUACAGUUGCUCGCUGAUUGUCUCCAGCAGAAGCUGUUUAUUUAACGAAUGGAACAUUGAUUUGACAUGACAUUUUAAAGCUUGGACCAAAAAAACAAAAAAAACAAACCCAAACCCAGGCUGGAUGAGUGGGCCAAGUUUUACCCCGCCUGCUGAGGUGGCUGAGAUAAACCGCAUCCAUUAUGAGCUGGAGUACACAGAGGGCAUCAGCCAGCGCAUGCGAAUUCCUGAGACCCUCAAGGUGGCGCCGGAGAGCAGAUCGGGGGCCGCUCUGCUUCAGCCACCUCUACCGGUUCACACAACUCUGAUGCAGGUUCCUGAAAGAAUUGUUGUUGCAAGUGACAAUGGAGAGUCGAGGUUUGUUCAACCAAGAGAUUUAGAUCUAAUUCAGUCAGUUCCAUCGGUGGACCUCCUGAACAUGAAGGCCCCGCCGCGUGUCCUCACCCUUACAGAACAGCCGCUGGACUCUCUGGAAAUGGACCAAGCUGCUAACUCACAGAGUAAUCCCAGCCAAACUGCCAGUUAUAGCACCCGCUCUCGGAGGGAACGCAGUGCAAGUGAGAACAUACCAGGUCGUCAUGGCAGCCAUUGUAGCAGAGGGGAUGUAAGGUUCUUCCAACCUUCCCCCUGUGCUAGCGUAACCCCCUCCCCCUCCGCCCCCCCUGUCCGCCUCUGUCCUCCCCUCUGUUCUCCAGAAGACGCAAACAUCAACCUGUAUACAGCUGCUGGGUUUCUGUCUUACGUUCAGUCAACGACACGCCGUGCUUACCAGCAGGUCCUCGAAAUCUUGGACGAUAGCCACCGGAGAACCCACUUGGACUUGGCUUUGGAUAUGAACCCUGACGAAUCUGGCUUAGUUGAUGCUUCAUCCCUGCGGCGUCAGAUUGUGAAGCUCAACAGACGUCUGCAGCUGCUGGAGGAAGAAAACAAAGAACGCUCCAAGCGAGAGGUGGCCCUGUACUCGACCACGGUGGCGUUCUGGCUCAUUAACUUGUGGAUCUGGUUACGUCGCUAAACCAGGAUACAGCCCGAAUCUCCAAAAACACUGGAAGUCAAAGUAAAUCCUUGUUCAGUCAGGAUAGGUCUCUUCUGGCAUUCCACAAUAAUUAAAAAAAACAAAUGUU
Xiphophorus maculatus (southern platyfish) is the source of this 1154-nucleotide messenger RNA. Its product is annotated as mitochondrial fission factor homolog B-like. Gene Ontology annotation, cellular component: mitochondrial outer membrane; peroxisome. The record is from RefSeq and is a predicted model, not a curated record. Gene Ontology annotation, biological process: positive regulation of mitochondrial fission. The transcript has 7 exons. Lineage: Eukaryota; Metazoa; Chordata; Actinopteri; Cyprinodontiformes; Poeciliidae. The coding region runs from base 155 to 1045 and encodes 296 amino acids.